Messenger RNA from Durusdinium trenchii, 1227 nucleotides. NCBI's taxonomy places the organism in Eukaryota, Dinophyceae, Suessiales, Symbiodiniaceae. The record is from the annotation of a GenBank genome assembly.
AUGGGAACGUCUUGCGCAUCAACGUCUUCGGUUUGCCCAACGAGGAGCAGCGCGACUGCGACCUGGUGCCUCGGCCGGCCGGUCCGUGACUCCUCCUCACUCUUGCCGUACAAUGGAAUGAUGGACAACGUGGUCUACGUGACAUUGCCGGAUGGCGUUCCACCGGAGGUGAACUCCUUCAUCCCGGGGAACAGUGUCUGGACCGAGGACCCCCUCGUCCGCUUCUUCUUCAACGAAGAGAUCCGGAAAGUUGGCAAUGGUAUGAUUACGGUCUACAUCAUGGGUGGGAACCAGACAAAUCGGGAAGCAGACAAAAAGCUGGCCGAUCUGAACCUUUGGAGUGCUGCGGUGAGUGUCUCACAGGACACGCUCCUGGUGGACCUCACAGGGCUCCUAAGCACCAGCACGUACUAUUCGGUCAGAAUCCCACCUGGGGUGGUGAGCGACUCGUCCAACAACGCAUUUCAAGGUAUUGACAAAGGGAUUUACAUCUUCCAGACGGGAGCGGAGCAGCGCGUAGUGCAGCUGCAAGAUACUGCCGAAGAUGACCACACCACGUACACCAUCAUCAUUGUGGUGGCCGGCUCGUUGGUGGGGAUUGUGGCCUUGGCCGCUGGCUACAUGGCUUUGGAAAAGGUUCGGAAGGUGCGCAGGAGGGCAAGGGUAGUUGCUCGCAAAGUGGAGAAAGAAGUGGAGGUGGAAGAGGCUCCGCCUGAGAAUUUGGAGAAACCCACCCUGCCGCACUUGGCACAUGACGUGGACGACUGGGCGGUCGCAGCGCCCGCGUCCCCCACCUCGCCCUCCUCGGGGAAGUCGCCCAUCAGCUCCAACGUCUCUGCGAAGAACGUCGUUGGCAAGGUGCCAAGUGUGAAGACGCCCACCUCGCGGCCAAACGUCCAGGUGUUCUCAAAGCCGGAAGAGCUGAAGACCCAGGUCCACACCCAGCUCCGGGAGUCCGGGACCGUGGUGAGCCUAGCGGAUUUGCACAAUAAGAGCUCCCAGAUGAUGCGUACCAUCGGCCAAAAGGCGGGACAUCACAGACCCAACGGCGUCUCGGGAGCCCUCACGGCGCCCAGCUCUCCCACCGCCUCGCCGGUGAACCGACGGCACUCGGCACAGUCGCCCACCUUCCCGCGGAUGGAGGGUAGCCCUGGUGGACGGAGGUUGCACUCCGCGGAGGGCCAGGCCCUGGCAAGGCACAACCCUUGGAGCUUUGUGGAGGCUUGA